Molecule: messenger RNA, 5123 nt
Organism: Eriocheir sinensis (Chinese mitten crab)
Lineage: Eukaryota; Metazoa; Arthropoda; Malacostraca; Decapoda; Varunidae
Exons: 15
Coding region: 1460-4945 (1161 amino acids)
Molecular function (GO): protein binding
Source: RefSeq, a predicted model, not a curated record
CUCAGUGGCGAGAGGAUGUGUGCCGCGCUGCUCCUCCUCCCCCAGUGCUCGAGUUGAAUAUGUCUCUCGCGCUACCUUACCUAACCUGCCUUCACCUGGCCGCACCUGACUUUGCUAGUGACCUCAUGUGACCUCUCCCUGCCACGUAAGGUCAAGGGUCAAGCGCUAUAUAUAUAAGUAAAAGAACCUCGGAGAUAUAGUUUUGCAAGCAGUUAGUGACCUGUUCGGAAAUGUUGGUCUUGCGUGUGACGGAAUGACACUUAACGGGAAAACAGGAAUAUGGCGCAGAGUGUUCUGAGGGAAGUGCUGGAAAAGGUGUUAAACUGACCCUGGAGCGAGGUGUGUGAUGUCUACCUGGACGAGGGAGACUUAAUUAAACCAACGCACCUGUCCACACACACACACACACACACACACACACACACACACACACCUGGUACCGGUAACUGGCUGCAUUACUAGGUGCUCCCUGCCGUCCAGCGUCACCCCUGCGUCUGUCCACCUGUCUGCCCGCCUCGUUACCUGGCGGGAGGGAAAGCAGAGUGGAGGCGGCGGACGAGAGACAAAGACGCAGCGGAGGGCGAAGAUAAGAACGAUUUUCGGAAAAUAAUAAUGUAAGAAAAGACGAGAAAAAAAAGUCGCAACAAUAAAUGGUAUAAAUUGUAUCAAAAGGAAAUUCUUACUUGAACUGCGUCUUUUACAGUAAAAUAUCAGUGUAUAUAAAAUUAAAGAAUCCAUUCCUUAGUCUUUACAAAUAGAGAGGAAAGAACGAACGCCUUGAAAUAGCGAAGGAAUGUAAAAAAAUAAAAAAUAAAUAAAAAAUGUGAGAAGAGCGAGGAAGCGAAACUAACGAAGAGAGGGAAGACACGAAGUGAAAAAUACAAAAAAUAAACAAAAGAAAUAAGAGUAAAUAAAAUGAAUAAAAGUAAUAAAGACGAAUCCAAAUAAUUAAUGUAUCUACAAUGUGAGGAAGUGAAGAAAGGACAGACAUGAAGAAUGAAGAAAUAUAAGCUUUAAAAAUGAGAGGAAAACAAGAAUAAAAGAGAAAACUAAGUAAAAGUGGAAGAGGUAAAGAAAAAAAAAGGAGGCAAAAUGGGGUGAAAACAAGGAAAGGAGGAGACGAAACAAAUAAAGAACAAAGCGAGAAAAAUAAAACAUAGACAAAAGCUAGAAAGAGAGAGAGACGAGAAAACAUUUAGUGUGAACAGAGAAAGAAAGAACGAAAACCAAAAAAUAAAGAAAAGAAAAAAAGAAUAACUAAAAAAAAGAAGAAAAGAAAACAAAUCUCAAACUAGACACAAAAGAAAAAAAGUGAGAAAAUUUGACAAAAAAAGAAAAUCACAGAAACCAAAAGUAAACCGAAAGUGAGAAAAAUAAAGAUAGUGAAAUAGCUUUUAAAAUAUGCGAGAGGUGAGAUAUACAAGACCAGAACAGAACCGUGACCCACAAUGCAUACGAGAUGGCUGAACAGGUUCCAUACACGUACAAGAUGACCGGGAGAGAGAGAGAGGGACACCAGUGGAGGAGAAAGUGGAGAUCAAAGUGGAGAUCAAAAGUCAGACUCCUCCUCCUUCUCCUCCCUCCUCCACCCCGACUCCACCCACCUCCACCUGCUCCACCACACUGCUCUUCCUCUCCUCCUCCUCCUCCGCCUCCUUCUUCAUCUCUUCGUUUCGGUGGAGGUAUCGGAGGAGGUAGUGGAGGUAGCGAGGGAGGAUUGAACGUGACUCAUCUCCCGGUUCUCCUCCUCCUCAUCUCCCUCCUCGCCUCCCUUCCUCGCCCGUGUCUAGGUGUUGCGGCGGCGGCCGAGCACGUGGUGGGGGUGGCGGGGGGCCGCGCGGAGCUGCCCUGCCACAUCCACACCACCGCGCCCAACGACCGGCCCAUCCUGGCGCUGUGGUACGUGCAGGGACGCCGCCUUCCCGUUUACAGCUACGACGCGCGGGGAGCCAAGGGCCUCUACCAGCCCGACGAGGUGCUGGCGGGCCGCGGCACCUUCGACACGUCCUCCUCGCCUGCCAAGCUGCACAUCGACCCCGUGGCCUCCAGUGACCAGGGCCUCUACACAUGCCGAGUUGACUUCCUGCACUCGCCCACACAUAACACCGUGGCCAACCUGACUGUCAUUGAGCCACCGCGCAACCUGACCAUCGUGAACGAGUCCGGGGUGCAAGUUCGACACAGGAUUGGCCCGAUUAAUGAGGGCGCCCCGCUCACCCUCGCUUGCUACGUGACCGGCGGCCGCCCCCAGCCCACGGUCACCUGGUGGUCGGACCGUCUACUGGUGGAGCGCAAGAGUGAGGUUACGGCCAAGGGUCAGAUAAGGUCAGAGCUGCGCAUCCCGGAGGUGAACCGCGCGCACCACAUGAAGGUGUUCUCCUGCCAGGCGCAGAACAACAACCAACAGCGCCCACUCUCGCAGGAGGUCACCAUCGAUAUGAACUUGCGUCCCCUCAACGUGCGUGUGGAGCAGCGCGCGGACCCCCUCCUGGCCGGCCAGCAGUACACCUUCUCCUGCGAGAGCCAGGGCUCGCGGCCCCCCGCCACCAUCACCUGGUUUGAGGACGGCGAGGAGGUGGACGCCAUGAGGACCCACACGCGCUCCAGCCCCGGGGACAUCACCACCGGCACCGUGACCAUCGUGCCCACCCAGGGGGACCACGAAAGCACGCUCAAGUGCCAGGCGAGCAAUGAACUGGUGCCGGGCAGUGCCAUCUCGGACUCAGUGGAGCUCAACGUGCAGUACGCCCCCGUGGUGGUGCUGGAGAUGGGCCGUAACCUCGUCCCCUCAGCCAUCAAGCAGGGCGAUGACGUGUACUUUGAGUGCCGCGUCAAGGCCAACCCAACGCCCUACAGAGUCACCUGGGCGAGGAGCCACGAGGAGGUUCGGCACAACGCAUCGCAAGGGGUCAUCCUCAGCGGGAACAGCCUGGUGCUUCAGCAGGUGGAGAGAAGCAGCGCGGGGGAGUACACCUGCUCGGCCACCAACACCCGGGGCACGCAGACCUCCAACCCCGUCACCCUGGAUGUCAUGUACCCGCCGGAGUGCAUGAUGGACAGGACCACGGUGCUUGCUGUUGGCCGCGGAGAGAGAGUGAACAUUUCCUGCAGAGUGGCCAGCAACCCGCCCAGAGCAACCUUCCACUGGCGUCUGAACGGGUCGGAGCGCACCUACACUUCGCGGGGGGAGCCGCUGCCUUGGGGCCACGUGGCGUCGCACUACGCCUUCGAGGGUGCGUCGGACAAGGACUACGGGAUGCUGCACUGCUGGGCCAACAACAGCGUGGGCGUGCAGGAGCAGCCGUGCGUGUUCCAGAUCAUACCCGCAGGUCCGCCCUCCUCCCCCGAGCGGUGUGCCGUCAUCAACAACACGGCGGAGAACAUCGAGGUGCAGUGUGAGCGGGGCUUCGACGGCGGCAUGCGGCAGCUGUUCCUCGCCGAAGUGUACGCCGAGGGGGGGACGCUGCACCUCAACCGCACCUCCGACGAGCCGGUCUUCUCGGUGGAGUCGCUUCGGCCCGGCACCGCCUACAGCAUCAGGGUGUCAGCGUUCAACGAGAAGGGAAGGUCGCCCGCCAUCCACCUCGACGCCGUGACCUUGAAAGUGGCCGAGCAGCGCGUGGGUGAGAACAAGUCCCUCUUCUAUUCGCCUCUCAUCAUCAUCUUCCUCGCCAUCGUUGGAGUCUUCCUCACCCUCAUCCUCAUCCUCAUCCUCCUCACGCGGUGGAGGAAGAACAACACCAACCCCUCCUCCGACUCCUCCGCCUCCUCCGCCACCCAGCACGGACGAGCGAAGUCACCCCCGGAAGAGAGGGAAAACGAGGGCAAGGUGAAGGAAGAAAACGGGAAUCAAGGUAGCGGCGGGAAGACCAAGAAGAAGGUGGUGGUCGUAGAAAACGGGAUGAAGGACAGAGUGGGUCACGUGAUCUCUGACGUCAGCAGUUCCAAAGAUGCCUUGCUGGGACCCGCCGCCCUCACGCUGGCCAACGGGUGCGCCGGACACUACAGCAGCCUAGGAAGAGCCGCGCCCCCUUCCAACACCCUGCCGCGGCCGCCCCUGCCCUCCACCACGCCCUCACACACCCGGCCGCUAACCUCCACCACCCACUCCAUCCCUCCCUCGCACUCCCACUCCCUCUCCCUCUCGAACCCCCAGCAUCCCUUACCCUCGAGUUCCUCCCACACGAGUUUCCUCCACCCCUCCAUCCCCCACCCCUCCAGCGAUGACAGGGGUGGGUAUAUGUAUGCGAGGUACUCAGAAACCCUCCCUAGAAACCAUGGCAGGGGGAGUAGAGACCUGGACGAGUACACGAGUGACCUAUAUGGCAGGGGUGGAGGUGGAGGUGGUGGUGGUGGUGGUGGUGGUGGUAGGGGUAAUGGUGGUGGCGGUGGUGGUGAUAGUGGUGUGUCGGGGUACAGAAGAAGGGGAAGCAUCAAUUUGGAAGGGUACAGCAGUGGUGUUGGUGGUGGUGGUGGUGUAGGUGGUGAUGAGUUUAUGGAUAGUAUGUACAGAGGCAGUGGCGGCGGUGGUGGUGGUGGUGGUGUGAAUGGUGGUGCAGGUGACGGGUAUCGAAGUGGUGUCUUGGGUGUUGGUGUUGGCGGACUGUCGCGGUUAAGAGCAUAUGAGGCUUAUGAGAAGAGUGCUGGAAUCGGAGGAGGAGGAGGAGGAGGAGGAGGAGGAGGUAGUGGAGGAGAAGGAGAAAGAGAGGGAGGAGAAGGACGCGAGGAUGAAGGAGAAGGAGGAGGAGGAGAAGGAAGAGGGAGUGAAUCAUAUUACCUUACAGGAGGAGGAGGAGGAGGAGGAGGAGGUGGAGGUAAUGGAGGUGGAGGUAAUGGAGGAGGAGGAGGUAAAGAGAGGUAUAAUUUGCUCGAGGAGAUAAGAAAUAACCCGAAAUAUGUGGUAAGGACCCGGGGAGGUGACGGAAACGACGAGAGUUUUGUGUGAAGGUGACGAGACGGGGGGCGAAAGUGACCUCCUGUGGCAGUGAAAGUGAGCUGAAAGUGACGUGAAAGUGAGUGACAUGAAAGAACGAAAAAUAAACGAAAAUGAGGAAGAGGAGAUGGAUAAUAACAAGAGCUUUGUGUGAAGGUGACGAGACGGGGGGCGAAAGUGACCUCCUGUG